Molecule: messenger RNA, 783 nt
Organism: Cladophialophora immunda
Lineage: Eukaryota; Fungi; Ascomycota; Eurotiomycetes; Chaetothyriales; Herpotrichiellaceae
Exons: 1
Coding region: 1-573 (190 amino acids)
Source: RefSeq, a predicted model, not a curated record
AUGCAUAUAUAUAUGCCCAUACCAUCCGCUCUGCUUGAGAAAGCGAGAGAGAACAAAUUGACAUUCGAUAUCUAUUUCGCGAAGCAAGCAGCAUUUCCAAUCCCUAUCCCCCCGGACCGUCCCGUUCAACCGAGCCUCGGAAAGAUGAAUAUCAAAAGGUUCCACCUCCUGAAUAUCCCGCUCUUGCUAGUCAACGUCGCGAACUGCUUGACCGUUACAUGUGACACCGGUGGCAACUUGGUCCUGACAUCCGACUACGAAGUCCUCUCCAACGACAUCCUGAGCAACAACUUCAAUCCUCCCCUUUCCGAUCCCAUCAAGCUCGGUCCCACACAAGAACAACCGUUUCCGAGAAUUGGAACCGCGGGAGCUUGCCUCCACAACGACUUCCUGUUCCGAAGCGCCAGCAUCGCCCUGAGCGACGUGCAGGCCGCAGCGGCGGCGAUCUUUUCUCAAUGCUUCUUGGUUCCCGGGUUGACGGUAGCAACUGGCGGACAGGCUACUCUGACUUCGAACGAUGGCAGUGGGAUCACUGUCAUUUUCGAGGUCGGGCCGCCUGCUCUGAUAUGUUAAGUGGCGCUAGACCUGAAUGUGUCCAGGGUUGAAAGAGGAGGCGUAGGUGACGCUGCAAGAUCGGACAGUUUCGAAAUCAGCUUUUUGAUUAGUGAAAACACGAGCAAGAGACAUGUACAUAACUUGAGCAACAUCGUGACUCUGCACACCUUUCCGCACGUUGUCCCCGUCUUCACCGCAGUGGCAUAGAUGGUAAUAACACAGAUAGCU